AGUGAGUAUCGCAAAAAACCCGCAUUCUCUGCCGUUUUCGUGUCAUCGCCACCCUCUUCUUUCCGCAACAACGACGGAGCACUCGCCACACGUUGAAGACCGCUUUGUACCCCAGAUAAAGCCAAUUUUGCUUCGCUUUUGAGCUCAUCCCGCCUUCGCCUGCUCCUGUCGCAUCUCCGUAAUGCCACCGCGUCGCCAGUCUUCUCCCAAGUCGCGAUCUCGGUCCAAGUCAUCGUCGCCGCGGAAGUCGUCGUCGGCGCGCCCGUCUGCACAAACCGUAUCGAAGAGCCCGUCGCUGCCUCCGCCAGACCCGGCAGCGGUGCAGCGCCUCAUCGAUGAGGCCAUCGCCCGUGCUCAGCGCAACCGCGCAGCCAAUCGCGGUGCCGCAGCUCCGGAUACUGCCUCGGUGUCCUCAAACGAACAGCUGGCUCGUCCAGGCUGCCUGAGUGCCGCGCGUAGCUUCCUCUUCGGCUCGCGCAACUGCAUGUACUCUCCUAGCACGACGGCGGCGCUGACGGAUGUGAUCGGUGCCUUCCUAGUUACGUGCAUCACCGUGUACUUCACGGUAUCGGGGUACCUCUUCUACCGCGAGUUGGCCACUGGCGAGUAG
Messenger RNA from Leptomonas pyrrhocoris, 610 nucleotides. RefSeq lists its product as hypothetical. The record is from RefSeq and is a predicted model, not a curated record. The coding region runs from base 182 to 610 and encodes 142 amino acids. Lineage: Eukaryota; Euglenozoa; Kinetoplastea; Trypanosomatida; Trypanosomatidae. The transcript has a single exon.